Molecule: messenger RNA, 561 nt
Organism: Blepharisma stoltei
Lineage: Eukaryota; Ciliophora; Heterotrichea; Heterotrichida; Blepharismidae
Source: the annotation of a GenBank genome assembly
AUGUACACGUCGGAGCUUGAAAUGUUUACAAUUAUCUUUUUAUUUUUUGGAUUGAUUGUAUACUGUUUAUUGGACCAUCACCACAAAGCAAAACUGAAUCAACUAUUUUUAGUUAUCCAGUCCUGUAUUUUAGGCUAUUCCCAAAUUAUUUGGGAUAGUCUAAUUAAGAAAGAAGAAUUACCAAAAAAGAAUGUCAGCAAACAUGGGAAACCAAAAAAACAAAGGCGAAAAGUAAGGAGACACACAAAUAUGAAAAUUAACACAAGCGUAGGAUUAGAUACUGAAGGGGAAAAUACUGAAUUAAAUGCAGCGGAAAAUUUGGAUGCAUAUGAUAAGAAUUAUUUGUCUGAUUUUGGCAAAAAUUCGACAGCAGAAAAUUCGCCGAGAAUUGCCUGCUGUGUUGAGGAUGAAACAGUAAAUGAGAUGGUUAUCAACGAAGAAGAGUUUUUCAUUGAUACAUAUAAAUCAGAUUUCGGGUUAUUUAGUGGACCAUGCAUUGAGAGAAUGUCUAUGGAAGCGCUAAUUUAUGAUUCACAGGGUAGGAGAGAAGAUUUCAAUUAG